Messenger RNA from Ailuropoda melanoleuca (giant panda), 521 nucleotides. RefSeq names its product serpin A11-like. Gene Ontology annotation, molecular function: serine-type endopeptidase inhibitor activity. The transcript has a single exon. The annotation marks the transcript as partial. The record is from RefSeq and is a predicted model, not a curated record. NCBI's taxonomy places the organism in Eukaryota, Metazoa, Chordata, Mammalia, Carnivora, Ursidae.
CCAGCCCCCGCCUACCACAAAAUCACACCCACCAUCACCAGCUUCGCCUUGCGUUUGUACAAGCAGCUGGCCGCAGAAACCUCAGGAAACAUCUUCUUUUCCCCCGUGAGCAUCGCUACCUCCCUGGCCCUGCUCUCUCUUGGGGCCCAGGCUGACACCCCAACUCAGAUCCUGGAGGGCCUCGGCUUCAACCUCACAGAGACCCCAGAAGCUGACAUCCACCGAGGUUUCCAGAGCCUCAUCCACACCCUUGACCUGCCGAGCCCCAAACUUGAACUGAAAGUAGGCAACUCCUUGUUCCUGGGCAAACAACUGAAGCCUCAACAGCAUUUUUUGGAUAUUGUCAGGGAGCUGUAUGGCGCUUUUGCUUUUUCUGCCAACUUCACAGAUUCCGCCACGACCAGGAGGCAGAUUAAUGAGUACGUGAGAAAGCAGACGUACGGGCAGGUGGCCGACUGCCUCCAGGAGUUCACGCAAGACACGCUCAUGAUUCUCUUGAAUUACAUCUUCUUCAAAGGUGA